UUCAGUUCGUAACCGUUUGUUUAGUUUUCCAUGCAUGAUUAUUUGUAUGGCAGGGGUGGCAAUCGUUGGAUUUCAACUUAAAAUGAUUCCAGAAUUACAGGAAAUUCUGCAGCUGAUACAGGAGAAACUGUAUCGUGGUUAUAUGUGUUCGAAACAAAGUGGAAUCGACUGGCUUAAUACGGUUUGUGGAGAUUUCUUCAAACUUUUUCGGGUCUUGCACAAAUUUAUAGUAUUUGAAGCGUGCAACAAUGUUGGUGUUAUGAAAAUUACAUUUCUCUGUUUGUCACAAAUAGUGGUAUGCAUUCGGUGUUUGGAGCAGACGUUGAUGGUUGAAUGCGAAAAACAAUGUGUUUUAUCGUCAACUCGGCAAUGUUUUCUGGACAGGAUAGUUUGGUGUAUGGCGAAGCUGAAAGCUUUGUCAGAGGAUUCAGAUUCUGUAGAGCGUGAAAACACAAUGGAAUCAAAUUUUGUUAACUUUCUCGAUUUGGCACUCAGUUUGGUCGAACCUCUUACGGUUGCUUUUGAAAGUAAGCACGAAAUCAAUCAAGCACAGCAAGAUGCUGAAGCUAUGAUGGAAACGGCAAAGAUAAGAUCGGUUGUAGAAGCCCUUGUUGCACAAACGCUCUCCUUCGGUAAUGUUUUAAAUGCGAAGGAACGAACUCAGCUAAUGGGCGCCAGUCAAAAAGUGCUGAAGGAAUGCAUUUCAUUGGAAAAGGAAUCGGCGCUGGUAGAGGGAGAGGAUAAACCAAACGCCCAGAGUCGUCUUCUGAAAGCAAGUGCUUUAGAAAGCGCUAUUUUUCAGCUAGAAGCACAAGUUAAUGACUGUCUGCUGCGGCUGGUGUACGAUACGUUUGCUGAGUUAAAUCAGAAUUUGAUUGGAGACAUGAGAAGUUUGGUGAAGAAUGAAGCACCAGAAGAAGAUAUCAGUUCUGCUACUGAUAAGUUUGAUUCACUUGUGGAUAAGAUGAUGCAAAUAGGAUUAUUCGCAAUAUCUUACGCUGAUAAUUAUAAGGUUGCUUCAACGAUUAGAAGCUGUUUAGCGUCGAUAGAGGCUUUGGACUCUUAUCUUGUUCCCUCCAUUUUUGUACCCUGUAAUCACCAUUCCAAGCUGCUGGAAGAACACUGGUCUGCCGAACUUUCCAUGCUUCGGUACCACGUUCAAAGGAUAAUAGACAGUAAUGCUUUCGCGUUGGCUCUAGUGGAGAUAUUGGACUGUGGCAUAGACUCGCUCCUGUGCAGUUUCAAUGUGACGGAAGCGUUGACACUGAUUCGGCAAGCGGAGGUUUUCAGGGAGCAUUUGGAAUUUAAUUUUUCAGAUUUGAAGUUGGCCGAGGAACCGCUGAAAAUUCACUUCGAAGACUUCAAAACGAUGGUACUUGAAUGUAGGGCUAUUGUAAAGUGUUUCAAGGAAGAUCCAACGAUUGAUACAGAUCGUAUUCUUAAGAGAUUUCGGAUAAUGUUGAUAAAACUGAAAAAAAUUCAACAAACAAUCAGUGUUGGUAAAUCGAAAGAUGCAUCAACAGCUCAUACAAGCGAAGUACAGCUGCUCAUUCCGGAUUUGGCUAGAACCGACGAGGAAAAAGCUGUGGAGCAGAGCGUUAAAGAUUUCUUUUCUAGCACCAUUCCGCGACCCUCAAUGACUAGCAUUUUGUACCGCAGCCGACGUGGGCAGGGUCGUUCCCGGCAAGGUUCUAUUGCUUCACUCGGAGAGUUAAAGAGUUUUUCAGAUGUAACGGCUCAAUUGCGUCAGCGCGCGGAAACAACUCCGGAAAAAAGCGUUGCAGGUGUGGCGGCAGGAGCAUGUUCUAGCAGGAAACGAAGAAAUAGCCUGCGGGUGGCAAUCUUCAAGCGGAAGCACAACAAACAGACGGCGGAGUUUUUUGACAGUUUUCGAAGUGAAAUCGACUUUCAGAUUACGGAAAUUUUGGACCAACUUAAUGAUCUUUCAACCACAUUUUCCCAAAACGAACAUGUGGAGCCUGAUACUCCGACUAGCAAUGUCACUGAGGAGAAACCAGUUACCAAAAAGUCUAUCACCAAAGAGGAGAUAGCAAUUUUGGACGAUAAUAGAAUUUGUAUUAAUAUAACUACCGAUAUUUGAAACUGUUUCAGGUAAUUUGUCUGAAAUUUAAACUGUGUACUAUAUUAUAAGAUGUACGAGUAGGGCUAACCAGAAGACAAAAAAAAAUAAUAUAAAGGUAUAGUUAUAAGCCGAUUAUAAAGAAUCCAGUGAUUCUCGAGGUUUUUACAA
Molecule: messenger RNA, 2251 nt
Organism: Wyeomyia smithii (pitcher-plant mosquito)
Lineage: Eukaryota; Metazoa; Arthropoda; Insecta; Diptera; Culicidae
Product: serendipity locus protein alpha-like
Exons: 5
Coding region: 35-2101 (688 amino acids)
Biological process (GO): cellularization; cell migration; cell-cell adhesion
Cellular component (GO): cytoplasm; membrane; catenin complex
Molecular function (GO): actin filament binding; beta-catenin binding
Source: RefSeq, a predicted model, not a curated record